Anoplophora glabripennis (Asian longhorned beetle) is the source of this 1069-nucleotide messenger RNA. RefSeq lists its product as uncharacterized. The transcript is spliced from 4 exons. Lineage: Eukaryota; Metazoa; Arthropoda; Insecta; Coleoptera; Cerambycidae. Bases 1 to 888 code for a protein of 295 amino acids. The record is from RefSeq and is a predicted model, not a curated record.
AUGGACUGUUACGAUGAUACUGUCAAGCUUGAUAUUUUCAAGUAUCCCACAACUUACCAAUGUGACUACAAACCGUAUUGCGAUUACAAAAAGGAAGUAUACAAACAGACCAGUGAAAGGAGUGAAUCUUUAAAAAAAAUAAAUCCACCACCCCCAAUCGAUGAUCAUGAAAGUUUUGCCAGAUGGAGAGAUGGUAUUCACAUACCUUUUGAUCUACUUUUACAACCAAAACCAAUGGUCGGCACAGAUCCUCACAGACCCUUCCAAAAGUUGGCACCGAUCGAAAGCCUUCAGAAAGAAGAGUCUAUUAAAACAAGGCCACGCGUUUAUAUGACUCCAGCAUCUAGCAUGGACGACAUUGAAGAUCAAGAAAUGAGAGAAAUGCUUUGUAAUUAUAUGUAUACUACUGAAUGGAGAAAUGCAGAGAAAGAAGCCACAGCAAAUUGUGACAAGAAGAAAACAAGAAUACUGUCUGACGGGAGGAAUAUCUCUACUACUGAUCCUGUAAAACUACAAGUUGACAUAUACAAACCGAUUGAAGAAAGUUUUCAACGCAAGGGGAAACAAUGGGACAAUCCUCAAUUAAGGAGUUUCACAGAUCCCACGAGAGAAUUUUGGAUUCACAAGGACCCUCCAGUGUUAUGUGGCGCAUGCGUGGAUCCCUUCGAAGACGCAGUCCCGAAUGAAACCAAGAAAACCAUAUCUGCAUUAAUCAAUGACGACAAGUUACGUUUAGCUCACGACUACCCACCACCUAGCUAUGCAGGAUAUAGAAUGAGACUUGCCAAGGGAGUCCCCUUGUCCAAGGUCGACUUGCCCACCAUUCAUCCUUUUCUUUCCACUUCCCAGGCCAUAACGGCUCGCUAUGCUAAAGAUUUAAAGAAAUGAGGAAUAAAAUAUUCUGGAUAGGUAUAACACUAGUUUUUAUUUAUGAGAACUGCUGAAAGUACGCUACAGGGUUAAAAGAAUAUCACAUUUUUGGAAUGUUAUACUCUUAAAUAUAAUAUACAUUCUAGCACCUAUACUAAAAAAAAUUGAAGAUCAUUCAAUGCGACCUUCAAAAAUUACU